AUGUGUUAACAUAAUGAAAAAGAUUGGAGAGAAUUAACAAGAAAAUGUAAAAAUGAAGCAUAAUUUGAUAUGUUGGAAUUGAAUUUAUCAUGUCCUCACGGAAUGACAGAAUUAGGAAUGGGUAGAGCAUGUGGAGAGAAUCCAUAAAUAGUAAAGGAUAUUUGUGAAUGGGUAACAUCUGAGAUAGACAUUCCUGUUAUUGUUAAGAUUACUCCAAAUUAUCCUGAUUCAGCAGUUAUUGCUUAAGCUGCAAAAGAUGGUGGAGCAAAAGCAGUUACAUUAACUAAUACUUUUCCUACUUUAAUGGAUCCAGAUCCUUUAGGAACACCUUGGCCAGCUGUUGGAGAAGAAAAUAAUGUUACCUAUGGUGGAGGAUGUGGAUCUAUGUUAAGACCUAUUGCUUUGAGAAAAACUUCAGAAGUUGCUAAAGCUAUCCCUGAUCUUAUCAUAUUUGGUAGUGGAGGUAUCAUUCAAGGUGAUCAUGCACUCUCAUUCUUAAGAUAUGGAGCCUCUGCCUUUUAAAUUUGUUCAGCUGUGUAAGACUAAGAUUUCGCUACAGUCUUCUAUGAUCUUAAAACUAGUCUUUAAGCACAUCUUUUUGCUUCUAAUCAUCUUAAUUAAAAAUAAUGGAAAGGAUAAUUCCCAACCACUUCUAAACCUGCCUAUUCAUUCAGUUCCAAUAAUAAAAUCAAAAAUCUUGUAGGAACUGGAUUACAUCAUAUUAAAGAUAUAGCUGAUAUGAAAAGAGAGAACUUCUUAAUCCCUAAAAUUAAUGAAGAUUCUUGCUUAAAAUGUGGUAGGUGCUAUUUAACCUGUUUAGAUUCAGGAUAUUAAGCAAUUAAAUUCGAUAAUUUUAAUUCCUACCCAAACAUUAUUGAAGAAUUAUGUACUGGUUGUGCUCUAUGUCAUGCUGUAUGUCCUGUUGAAGGUUCUAUCUCCAUGGAAAUUAGAGCCACUGAUAUUGUUGUUAAUAGAGGCAUUCCUUUAGAAAAUGAACCUGAAGGAUUGAUCAAUCAUAUUACAAGCAAAAAAAAAUGA
Paramecium sonneborni is the source of this 1038-nucleotide messenger RNA. NCBI's taxonomy places the organism in Eukaryota, Ciliophora, Oligohymenophorea, Peniculida, Parameciidae. The record is from the annotation of a GenBank genome assembly.